UAUAUAAUUUAUUGAACAAUUCAUAAUAAACGUCAUGUUGUAAAUAUACCGUAUUCAAUAUACUCAACUACAAUGAAUUCUCGACAAGUAUUAUUUCAAGUUUAUAUCAUCAAGUUUCUGUUUAUCUUAACUCUGAAUUUUGCCAUUUAUGGGAUCGAAGCAAGUUCCCCUCCAAAUGUAAUAAACGUUCACGAAGGAACUACUGCUACUUUGCCAUGUGAAUAUAAACAUCCCGAUCCUGAUCCACCACCCAGUGUUAUCGAAUGGUUAAGACAAGGACAGCAACUGCCGAUUUACAUCAAAAUAGGAAAAUAUCCGCCUCAUAUGGAUCCUUCUUUUGGAGCAUUAACAUACGAGAGUCUUGCCAAGCGGGUAAACGCAAUGGCCAAAGGGCGAAUGAAAGUAGCUCCCGGUACUGCAGAUUUGAACAUAAAACGAAUUGAAAUAUCGGAUGAAGGUUGGUACGAAUGUCGUGUGAUAUUCCUCAAUAAAGAAAAUGAGAAAAAAAACUUGGAACGGAGCCAAACCACAGAGAGUCAUCCACCAUUCAUUAACGGAACUUGGACAAAACUUGUCGUUACUGCACCUCCUGUUCUCACGUCUGCCCCACCCAAUACAGUCACCUCAAGAGAAGGAGAAGUAUUGCUGCUAAGAUGUCGUGCAACAGGUCGUCCGACUCCAGUCAUAACAUGGCACAAAGAUGGAUGGCCUAUCAAAAACGGACAGGAUGGAAUUCGACUCGGAGAUGGCGAAUUGGCAGUAACAUUAGAAAAAUUCCACAAAGGAAAAUAUACAUGUCGAGCACAAAAUGUCGAAGGACAAGUCGAACACACUACGUCGGUUUAUAUUCAAGGUGCUCCAGUAAUAACAGAACCGCCCAAAAAUACAACAGUUAAAGAAGUUCAAGACGCCAUGUUCAAAUGCAGAGCGGACGGAUAUCCUACAAAUAUAGAAUAUAGCUGGUUCUACAAUGACGUACCUGUGACAUCAUCGAAGAUUCGAGAACGUGUUAACGCUCUUGAUGAUGGAACACUGAUCAUAUACAGCCCGGUCGCUGAUGAUAAGGGUACAGUGACUUGCCGAGCAAGCAAUGGAUUCGGGAAGGCACCAACAGCAUCGGCGACACUAACAGUGCAAUUUCCUGCUCGUGUCCAUAAGAUGCCUUCUAUUCUAUAUGCUGGAUUAGGACUCAAAACCGAACUACCGUGUCCAGCGGUAGCCGUGCCACCUGUAUCUACUGUAACAUGGCGAAAGAACGAUCAAGUUAUUAAUAUUGAACAGAACAAGCGUUACAGCCUCGGUGAAAAUGGGAGUCUAGUAUUAGAAGACAUUCAACAACGAGAUGCCGCACGUUACACAUGUACUCCUUACAAUAUUCUGGGUACGAUGGGUGAGAGUAUCGGAACACGACUGAUUGUACGUUACCCACCUUACUUCACAAAAAACCCGAAAUCGACACACGAGGCAGAAAUUGGAAAACCUCUCGUGAUACAAUGUCAGGGGUCAGGGGACCCACCCCCUCACGUAUCAUGGAUAAAAUUGGAUGACAAUGGCGAAGAAGAAGAGAUCCAGGACGCGGAGAACAGAGUAUCAUUCGAAAAUGGGAAUUUAACAAUCGACUCCGUGGCAAAAAGCGAUCACGGUUCUUGGCAGUGCGUGUUAUCCAACGCUGUUGCGUCAGUCAAAACUGACGUAAUGGUUUACGUAAAAUAUACGACUCCGCAUGCCGUUUCGAAUAUAUCCGUUGUUACAUCGAAGCAAAGCGCUCAAAUAUCGUGGACACCGGGUUACGAUGGAGGGUAUUCACAACAUUUUAUGAUUUGGUACAAACGUGCAGAUAUGGGCGACCACUCAUGGCAAACUCAGUCGGUGGAAAGCUUCCGCAAGGUAGCGACAGUGAGCAAUUUGGAACCAGACACUAUUUACCAAUUUGCUCUUUUACCUGAAAAUGUACUGGGAAGCGGCCAGUUCUCGAAGACUAUUACCGCGAAAACCAAAGAAAUUCCGCCGCCUACCCCUACAAAAGAACCAGAAUCUGUACCACCGCCUAGUCGAAUGGAAUCUCAUAUAAAAAAGGAAAGCGGACUUUUGCUACUUAUGUGGCAACCACCAAUCGACACAACCGAAAAAGAUCUUCUGGGUUACGUCAUCGAGUUUAGAAUGUUGCUCGCUUUUGACGAGGAAGACGUACAGGAAAAAACUCUAGAAAACAUUGAAAAAGAAGAUAAUUCUCAAAAUUUGCCUCUGGAAGAGAGUGAUAAACCUAAUAUUGAAGAAACUGAGACCGACGGGCGCUCAAAAAGAUCACUUUGGAACGGUAUAGUGUAUGCUCGCGCAAAAAGGGAAGCACCGGUGGUACCGCCAACUGUAUCCCCGCCCAUCACAGGAAUUUCAAAACCUCAGGAAAGGUGGUCUGCUUGGGCUACGUUAUCACCAGUAGGAGCAAACGAAACUGCUUUUCUUGUACCCGCAGAUAAACUUUUCAGGGAUCAGUUGUACGAAUUUCAAGUUAUGGCUCUGUCACAAUCAGCCUAUAGUGUCCCCAGUGUUCCUAUCACCGUUUCAACAAAAGAUCUUGACGUUUAUCCCAUACUGCUUGAACCUGUACCGUAUGCAUCUGCUGCUACGAAUCCGGCCAUAAUUGCAGGAGUAGCUGCCGCCGUUCUUUUCGUCGUCAUAGUAACUGUGCUUACGUCAAUAUGGUGUCGUCAUCAUAAACGAAGGAAGAGUGCGUUGGACUCUGCGACGUUUACGUUUGGCAAUCUGCCUGAUAAUGGAUUUGAUUCCCGUUCACGAACGAAGUCAGAAUCUCCUUCUCAUAAGAGUGUUGAAUCUAAAUCGUCAAGCAAAUUUCGAGAUGAAAAACUCGGACCUCUGGCAAAACUCAAGAAGAAAAUGUGGAAAGCUGAUGUCGAAGUUGGAAAUCAUUAUUCCAGUACUGAAGAAUUAGUCGGACUGGGACGAAAAGUUUCGACCAAACAAACAUCAGAAGUAACUGAAAUGGACAAAAAUGGUCAAACAUUGAUUCGGAAGAUCAGUCGUGCUUCAGAUGGCAAAUUCCAUGUUGCUGACAAAUGUAAAGCACCUUCAAACCAAGCUAUUGACGCGGAGGAGUCAGAAUUAUUGAUGCCACAACCACAAGUGCCACACAAGGCCGGGGUGAUAUCUCCUUCACGUAGUUCUGAACUUUCUCACAGUGUGGAAUGGGAUCCAAGAUCACCGCUAUUACAACACACACCCAGAGAAACUCCGGUCCCAGAAAAUGGAAGCGAAUCGCUUGAAAUCGAUUGUAGUCAUAGUGAUAUCGAAGUUCGUUACGUCAAAGAUGGGCGUGGCAGAGUGCGCUGUCAAUCAACUUCAAUGUCAAGUCUAUCGGGGCCGAGGCAAUAUAACACACAUGGUCGACAAGUAAUACCAUAUGAACCACACUUGGACUCAAGUUAUGCAUCCAGUGCUGAAUAUCAUCAAUCACCUGCUCCCUAUACAAGGCAAAGUAUGGUGUCCCCAGCGCCCCACAUGCCCCCAUACGCGCAAUAUGUUCACUUGCGACCCGACAACAGAAAAAUGCACCCAGAAUAUAGGGUAUCGUCACCACCCCGUUUGACUGAUUAUAAUCCCACCCCCGCGAGUCCGCCAAAAUAUCGUUAUCACAAGCAUUCCGAUCAGCCCGGUGGCCAUUAUCACGUUUCGCCGAGAGACAGCUACACUAAUCCCUCUGAAAGACUGGUUUUUGACCCCAGGUACACUCGCAUAGAACCGAUUUAUGAAGUAGGACCGCACCCAAAUAUUCCUCCAAAUCGCCAUUCAUCUUUUGUUAUUGAUACCAGGCGGGAGCUGCCACACCAUUCACAGCCCCAUCGGGCAAUACAAAUUUACAGAACUACCGGAGCACCUAAGGAUGGUGUGAAUUAUCCCAAACCAUUGUGGCACGACCAGAGCGCUUCACGUUACCAUACUUUACCGCACCAGCCCCAAAUGGUGCAAAUGUCUCAUGCCGGCGCGCCACGCCACCACAGUGACUUGGACAACGUGGAGGCGUCACUUAUACGUCAUAAUGCCAAUGCCGCGCCAUAUUCAACAACAGCAGGCGAUAUUAGAGGGCCGCCGAGUACAACAAACACAAACAGUCUGGGACGAUCGCGGCGAAAAAGCCACGAAAAAGAGACCGAUAGUCCGCGCAGAAGAGUAUGUUCCGUGGACGAUUUAACACGGGAAAAUCCACUUCCCGCCAACACAGCACACGUGACCGAAAGAUCGGAAUCACUCGAUCUGCUUUCUUCACGACAAACAAAGAUGUCGAACAGCAACACGCCUCCGACAUCACAACCCGACAAGGACAGGACGCGGGAUGGGUCUGAUAGUGGAGACCACGGAAGUGAUGUCACCACCACGUCGUCUUCCACGAACUCUGAAAAACUUCCGCGUGGUGUGUUGACGUCGCGACACUCAGAUUUACGCGAGGAAAAUACGCUUCCAGAACAACAAGUCGACGUUACCAAAGUUGUCAUCACGAAUCCAACGUCUCCAGUCCGAGAAGAUGAUUCUUCUGCGGUUUCAUCUUUACCGCCCCCUACCGAACCUGUGAUACACAACGGUCGGCAGCUGGAGGUCACAAGCAGUGGGUACGAUAGUCAUAACACGAGUCACGCAUCUGACUCUCCCGCCCCGUCGUGUUCGUCACCUAACGUCAUCACCAAUCGAACGUCAUCAUGUCAUGAUAGAACUAGCACAGCGUCAUCAAGUGAUAGAUCGCGAAAAGACACCUCGUCCGUAGAUGAGAAAUAUGAGUGGGAUUCUGAAUUUGCGAUGGAAAGUGAGAUCUUAGAAGCGUUGAGGCACUUUGGAACACACAAACGUACGGGGUCGGUUUCACAGGCUUUAGUGGACGAAAUUCAAAAGUUGGGAAUGGAUAGCGUUCAAGAACUAGGAAAAGACGAUUUAGCAAAUCUUGAAAAGACAAUUUUGGAUCAUCGUGAUAAUUUAGUACAAUCACCUUCGGUGGAUACAAGUGAUAUGUAUACUAAAGAAAGCAUGGAAAGGAGAUGUGCGGCGUUGAAAAAAGAAUAUCAAAAAUAUCAGCUUGAGCAGGUUUCAUUAGGCAAGAAGAAUCCAACGUCACCGGAUAAAUCAAGCCCAGCUAUAUUUGCUACUGCUCCUACCAAUACCUAACGCAAUUAUGUCUCACUUCCACUGUGCUUUCUUACUAUUAUUAUUAUAAUUCAUUAAAAUCAUUUUCACUAUUUCAACGAAAAAAUAAAUUUUUGUUCCAUA
This is a messenger RNA of Styela clava, 5271 nucleotides long. RefSeq lists its product as uncharacterized. Gene Ontology annotation, cellular component: axon; plasma membrane. Gene Ontology annotation, molecular function: cell-cell adhesion mediator activity. Lineage: Eukaryota; Metazoa; Chordata; Ascidiacea; Stolidobranchia; Styelidae. Gene Ontology annotation, biological process: axon guidance; homophilic cell-cell adhesion; dendrite self-avoidance. The record is from RefSeq and is a predicted model, not a curated record.